This is a messenger RNA of Spirodela intermedia, 1269 nucleotides long. The record is from the annotation of a GenBank genome assembly. Lineage: Eukaryota; Viridiplantae; Streptophyta; Magnoliopsida; Alismatales; Araceae.
AUGAGUGGCGGCAACAACCCGCAGACGAGGUCUAUCCUGGACGAACUGAAGAGCUUCGACAAGGGCGGCUUCUUCGACCUCGGUCACCCACUCCUCAACCGCGUUGCUGAGAGCUUCGUCAAGGCCGCUGGGGUCCUCCGCUCUCUCUCUCUCUCUCUCUCUUUCUUUUUAUCCUUCUAUAUACCUCUCUCUAUCUCUGCAUCUAUCUAUCUAUCUGUAUGUCUCUAUCUCUAUCUAUCUUUCAAUCUCUGUAUGUCUCUACCUCUAUGUUUCUAUCUAUAUAUCCGUAUGUCUGUACGUCUCUCCCUCUAUGCUUCUAUCUAUAUAUCCGUAUGUCUGUAUGUCUCUCUCUGUACCUCUCUCUCUCUCUCUAUCUCUAAGCUGUCCGGUUUGCAGAUCGGGGCCAUUCAGGCUGUAACCCGCGAGGCGUAUUUCACGGCAGCGGAGAGUAAGCCCAACAAUACCAUUGUACCGCUCUGGUUAGCUUUCUUGACAUCUCUGAACCAUUUUCAGGUGCGGGCAUUGAAUCGGGAGGUCUCCCCGAGCUCCCCGGCGGCCGCAAGCACCGUCUGCCUGAAUUCAAAGGUACACCACUUUGACCAAGGAACAUCCCUCGUCUGUUUGACGGCCCCGUCUCUCUCUCUAUCUCUCUCUCUCUAAAACCGUGGUGGGGAUUUUGCAGGGGAGAACUACAGGAAGUCGCUGGAAGCCAUGGUACAGGAGAACACUCCGAUAAUCUCAUCAUCUUCUCUUUACUAUUAAGCAUCAAUGCGUUUCUCUCUCUCUCUCUCUUCAUGAAUGAACAGGUUAAGAGCACGGGAAAGGAGUCGUUCCAGUGGGGUAAGAUCGCCCAGACUCUCAAUCGCGUUCACUUACCAGUCCAUGCCGCAAGUUCCUCCUUCUCCGGCUAACAGACGACGUUUUUUUUCCUACGGCGGUUCAGGGCUCGCCGCCGGCGUCUACUCGGGCCUCACCUACGGCCUGAAGGAAGCUCGAGGAGAGCACGAUUGGGUGAGUUUCUUCAAGUAUGAUCCCCAAAAUGACACUGAAGGUCAAACCGGGGAGUCAUCUCCGACGAUCUUGGAGGGAUUCUAUGGGUCUCACCUCCUGUGUUGCUGGUUACAGAAGAACAGCGCGGUGGCGGGGGCUCUCACGGGGGCGGCGCUGGCGCUGACCUCGGAGGAUACGUCGCACGAGCAGGUAGUGCAGUUCGCCAUCACCGGGGCAGCGCUCUCCUCGGCCGCGAACCUCCUCGCCGGAAUAUUCUAG